Amborella trichopoda is the source of this 1172-nucleotide messenger RNA. It is a transcript of the gene NKS1, whose product is annotated as ubiquitin-associated protein (DUF1068). Lineage: Eukaryota; Viridiplantae; Streptophyta; Magnoliopsida; Amborellales; Amborellaceae. The record is from RefSeq and is a predicted model, not a curated record.
UCUGAAACGCGAACAGACAUCUCCCCUCUCCCUCUACAUCUAUCUCCGCGUAUAUCCGCCGAAAACUGGAGUAAAUUUGCGUCUUAAAUACUGCACUGCAAUCGCUCUAUAAGCAUGUACAGUAAAAAUGCUUUCUGAAAUCUCCGUGUUUCUUUCCAAAAUAUUGACCAUAUCCUCUAGAACUAGAACCCCAUCCAUGCAUCAAAUGCUCCGGGGAGAAAAUUAGGGUUUUCUCUGUGUUUUUUUCGGUGGAUGCGAUGACGAGGAGUAGCGGGUCAGGGGCUUGCCUCAGGAUCUGCUUGCUUCUGUUUGCUGCGUCAUCUGCUAUCUAUUUUUGUGCCCCUCCUCUCAUCUCUUUGAUUCAAAACUCCCUCAAUAUUUCAUCUAAUUCUCGCUCUUGCGACUCCUGUAAUUGUGAUUGCCCAGCCCCUCAAUCUCUACUCAAGAUUGCACCUGGGCUGAUCAACCUUUCAUUCACAGAUUGUGGGAAACAUGAUCCGGACCUCAACAGCGAAAUGGGGAAGCAAUUUGUUGAUCUAUUGACAGAGGAAUUGAAGCUUCAAGAGACCGUGGCCGAAGAGAAUAGUCAUCAUAUGAACUCCACAUUGUUAGAAGCCAAAAGAAUAGCAUCUCAGUAUCAGAAAGAAGCUCAAAAGUGCAUUUCUGCAACUGAAACGUGCGAAGAAGCAAGAGAAAGAUCAGAGGCAGCCUUGAUAAAGGAGAGGAAGCUCACCUCUCUAUGGGAGAAAAGAGCUCGCCAGAUGGGUUACCAUGCCUUAUCAUGGAUGGGGCUGGGGGAGGGGCGAAUGCAAAGCAAACUAAGCCUAUACGGCGACUUAUCAUACGAAAUGCACGUCCGGCUUUAUCUAAGAAGGGCAGUCCUCUUUUUACAGUGGAGGGCAUUCAUCGGAUCUGCGUCAUCACCCUUGCGCUAUCAUUUGGGAGUGAUAAUAAUUACCAAAACCGUUGUGCUAAUUAUGCGGUAAUUAAGAAAUAAAUCGGCUUCCCAAGGCUGUGUCAAACUCAUGCACAUUUGGUUCUAUUUGAUUUUCCUUUCCCUUUUGUUCUUCUCAAUAUAUUGUGAACUGGAAGUGUUAUAAUAGAGCAAAGCUCUUCAUUGUAAAGUUAUUAUUGGAAGUUGUUUAUUGGAAGAUAAGUGUACUUUGUAAUCU